Knipowitschia caucasica is the source of this 1023-nucleotide messenger RNA. The record is from the annotation of a GenBank genome assembly. Lineage: Eukaryota; Metazoa; Chordata; Actinopteri; Gobiiformes; Gobiidae.
AUGAAUGCAUGGGAAGCUGCCGCGGUGCUGUUUGUUUCAUGUAAAGAGGGGGUUUCCAAGGAAAGCCUGGCCAAUGCUAUCAGCGACGCGCGCAGCCCUCAGCCCGCACUGCGCUCCAGGACCCACGGAUCCAAGACCAUGAAGCGAAGCCACCACUACAGCUCCUCAGACAGCGACCUGGACGAUACUGUGGAGGUGGAAAAGGACAGCGGAGACGAGAUUAGUCACUUGGAUUCAAAUGGGUCUGCGUCACCACCCACCACCACCACACAAGUUCAGGCCAGAAAGCGACGCAGAGGGAUUAUUGAGAAAAGACGACGAGACCGGAUCAAUAACAGCCUUUCAGAAUUAAGACGAUUAGUACCAAGUGCCUUUGAGAAACAGGGGUCGGCUAAACUGGAAAAAGCAGAAAUUCUGCAGAUGACUGUGGACCACCUGAAGAUGCUUCACGCUUCUGGAGGCAAAGCAGGUUACUUUGAGGCCUACGCUCUGGCAAAGGACUACCGCAGUUUGGGAUUCAGGGAGUGUCUGGCAGAGACAGCUCGCUUCCUGAGCAUCAUGGAGGGCAGAGACAGUGCCGAUCCCCUGAGGCUACGACUGGUGUCCCACCUCAGUAACUACGCCUCUCAGAGAGAGGUGCACUCUGGACUGGAGCACUUGGCUUGGGGUCCUUACGGGUCUGCACAGACACAGCAGCUCCUGCUGCAGGGCAGGACUCUGGCCCCCAGGAGCAGCAGUGCACCUCUGUCCUCCUCGUCUUCACCUUCCUCCUCUGAGUCUCCAGUCUCCAGCCUGACGCUCAUGUCCCACACAGACUCUUUGAGAGUUCCUCCAAAUGGAGCUUUGCCGCUGGCUCUGACUGUCCCAGGAUCUAAGCUGUCUCCUCCGCUGCUGUCGUCCCUCUCCUCCCUCGCGUUCCCUCUGUCCAUCGGGGCGUUGCCUCUGGUGACUCCGGUGCUGAGCUCCGGCUCCACUCUGUCCAAACCGUACCGACCCUGGGGCACGGAGAUAGGGGCCUUCUGA